GUCAUCAUCUACUGUUCGACAAAAUUCUAAAGACAAUUUCUGGGAUCUACUUAGCGACAAUCAUCUUGAAUUAGUAUUUCUCCAAGAUGACUUUUGGAAACAACUCGACAAUAAUCAUCUUGCCGCCGCUAACCAAGCUGAUAUUCAAGCUUUAACUGGUAUCAUUCAGGCAUUAACUGGAGCCUUUGAAGAACCUAACUGGAAUGCUGUUAAUAAUUUGAUUAUUGGUCUGCAAGCCGCCGUUACUGCCAAUAAUAAGGCACUUACCUUGAGAGUAGUGGUCUGA
Funneliformis geosporum is the source of this 286-nucleotide messenger RNA. The record is from the annotation of a GenBank genome assembly. Lineage: Eukaryota; Fungi; Glomeromycota; Glomeromycetes; Glomerales; Glomeraceae.